CCGAUUUUAAAAGGACAGCGGUGAGCGGGAGGAAGGCGGCUGGCGCCAUCUUGGCUGUUUUAAUGAGUACAACAGGGGGAAAUUCGCUUGGAGAAAUAACCUAAUCAUUGGGAUUUCACUGUAGAAGGGGUACUGUCGGUAAAACUUACCACAGUGUGAGUGUGUGAACCAGGGGAACCAGGGCAAUGUUCUACGCCCACUUUGUCCUCAGCAAACGUGGGCCGCUAGCCAAGAUCUGGCUGGCGGCCCACUGGGACAAAAAGCUGACCAAGGCCCAUGUGUUUGAAUGCAACCUGGAGAGCAGCGUGGAGAGCAUCAUCUCACCCAAGGUGAAGAUGGCAUUGCGAACAUCAGGCCACUUACUCCUCGGGGUGGUGAGAAUCUACCACAGGAAGGCCAAGUACCUGCUUGCUGACUGUAAUGAAGCCUUCAUCAAAAUCAAAAUGGCUUUUAGACCGGGUGUUGUGGAUCUACCUGAGGAGAACAGAGAGGCAGCAUACAAUGCCAUCACCUUGCCUGAGGAGUUCCACGACUUUGACCAGCCCCUUCCAGAUCUGGACGACAUUGACGUGGCCCAGCAGUUCACCCUGAACCAGAGCAGAGUAGAGGAGAUCACCUUGAGGGAAGAUGUUGGCAACCUCAGCCUCUUGCAAGACAAUGACUUCGCUGACUUCGGUAUGGACGACCGAGAGAUGAUGCGUGAUGCUAGUACGUUUGAGGAGGACAUCAUGCACGGUGCCACAGCCUCUAACCUUUUGCUUGAGGCUGAGCCUGGCCCGGCUAAUCUGCCCGAUAAGUCCAACCACAUGGAGUAUGACGACUUUGGAGAUGGCUCUAUGGGCACCGCUGACGGGGGAAUGCUGGUUGACAAGUUGCUGAGCUCUGAAGACGGAGGCGGCAUCUUUGAUGAUCCUCCAGCCAUCACAGAGAGUGUCAUGAUGCCUCCAGAUCACGGAGACGACGAGGACGACUUUGAUAACCUCCAGUCACCGGGUCCAGACAGCCCCGACUCUGGCCCAGCAGAGCCACUUCCUGCCAUGGCUGACCAGACAGAACAGACCACUCUGGUUCACAACGAGGAGGAGGCCUUUGCCCUGGAACCAAUUGAUAUCACUGUGAAAGAGACCAAGGCAAAGCGUAAAAGGAAGCUGAUUGUAGACAGUGUGAAAGAGUUGGACAGCAAGACCAUCAGGGCCCAGCUGUCUGACUACUCAGAUAUUGUCACCACCCUGGACCUCGCACCUCCCACUAAGAAGCUUAUGAUGUGGAAGGAGACUGGUGGAGUGGAGAAGCUCUUCUCUCUGCCUGCUCAGCCCCUCUGGAACGCUCGGCUCCUCAAGAUGUUCACUCGCUGCCUGACGCCUCUGGUGCCAGACGAGCUGAGGAAGAGGAGAAAGGGCGGAGAAGCAGACAGCCUGGAUGAGUUCCUUAAAGAGCUGGAGAACCCAGAGGUGCCUAGAGAGGAGGUCAUGGGUCAGCACAGAGAUGUCAUUGACCAGACUAUCAUGGAGGAGCCCAGUAUGUUGGCAGCCUCCGCAAUGGAGGGCAGCAGGACGACCCUGGAUGAAACCGUCAUGCCCCCUCCUUCCACUCCCCGUGGUGUAAAACGCAAGAACAUUGACAAAGAGAGUGCCCUUCCUAUGACUCCCCUGGAGCAACAGCAGGUGGCCGACCGCUCCGCCUUGUCUCAGAGGUUAGACAUGCCUCAGGUGGACCUGCCCCCAGAGGAGACGAGUCUCAACCUCACCCAGCUCGUCCCUGAGCUCGACCUACUGGGUGACAAAAAAGACAAGAAGGACGACAGUGAAGAAGAAGAGGAAGAGGAAGGGCAGGGUGGAGACCAGGAUCAAGAGGAGAAGAGAUGGAACAAGAGAACCCAACAGAUGCUUCACGGUCUUCAGCGCGUCAUGGCUAAAACUGGUGCAGACUCAGUUAGCCUGCUUGACCUGUGCCAGAACAACAACAAGAAGCAGGCAGCUGCCAAGUUUUACAGUUUCCUUGUCCUCAAGAAGCAGCAAGCCAUCGAGGUCACUCAGUCUGAGCCCUACAGCGACAUCAUCGCCACCGCCGGACCAAGAUUCCACCUUAUUUAGACAUUUGAAUAACAGACAAACGUUCUUCUUGCAACAGGCAUACUUUUAAAUUACUCAACUUUUUGCCUUUUUAUUUUGUGUUUUUCUGUCGGCCCUUUUUGUUUUUGUUUUUUCCUUGGGGACGGGAGGGAGUAGUCGGGAAUGGGUUGGAAACUUUUUACGAAAAGGAUUUUACUUUACUACAGAUAGAAUCAUGCAGUAUUCUUGGUUCAAAUUGAGUGAGGAAGUAUGUUUAACAAGUAUAUUUAUGAAGCAACGUUUUGUUUUGUUUUUUUCGGUCUUCAAUUUGUAAACUUUGCGUUAUCUUGUUUUGUAAGUUAAAUUUCUAUUGUCCGCUCAUUCCAUAUGUAUCAUCAUUGCCCCACUUUCAACUGAGAUAUUGCAGAUUUUAGAUUAUGGCCCCCAUAUUUUUACACUGAAUCCUGUAUUGACUGUACAUGUUCUGCAAAGGUACUGUUUUAUUGUUCAGAAGUGUAACCGCUCCAUCUUCUCCUUGUUGCACUUGUACUUGGCUAAACAAAAAGGUUAAUCUGUCAGAAAAUUGAUAAUUCUUACCUGGCAUUAAAUGUUUCAGAUGUAUAAUUCAGGCAGUUUAUCAGUUAUGUACAUUUCUUUCUUUUCUUUUGUAUCUUUUUACUUUUAUGCUUAUUCACCUUUUUGCAUUAUGUAACUAGGUAAAGUACUUGUUACAGUAAAGUUCACUAUCCCACCUUUUUAGUCUUUGGGUAACUUCUAGUUGUGAUACAUCUGUAAAGAUUUGAAAUAAAGUGUUUUAAGUACUUGGA
Messenger RNA from Mugil cephalus (flathead mullet), 2878 nucleotides. Its product is annotated as double-strand-break repair protein rad21 homolog A-like. Lineage: Eukaryota; Metazoa; Chordata; Actinopteri; Mugiliformes; Mugilidae. The record is from RefSeq and is a predicted model, not a curated record. Gene Ontology annotation, biological process: mitotic sister chromatid cohesion; synaptonemal complex assembly; replication-born double-strand break repair via sister chromatid exchange. The transcript is spliced from 14 exons. The coding region runs from base 186 to 2093 and encodes 635 amino acids. Gene Ontology annotation, molecular function: protein binding; chromatin binding. Gene Ontology annotation, cellular component: synaptonemal complex; cohesin complex.